Messenger RNA from Recurvomyces mirabilis, 1533 nucleotides. RefSeq lists its product as uncharacterized. The coding region runs from base 1 to 1533 and encodes 510 amino acids. Gene Ontology annotation, cellular component: membrane. The transcript is spliced from 4 exons. NCBI's taxonomy places the organism in Eukaryota, Fungi, Ascomycota, Dothideomycetes, Mycosphaerellales, Teratosphaeriaceae. Gene Ontology annotation, biological process: transmembrane transport. The record is from RefSeq and is a predicted model, not a curated record. Gene Ontology annotation, molecular function: transmembrane transporter activity.
AUGGCGACAGUAGACGAGAAGUUCGAUACGGUGUCCCCGACUUAUGGCAUGGGAGCCGACCAAGUUGAGGACUUGAAGCAGUCGAUCACAGUCGAUACUCUGCAUAACGAUGAAGCCGUCCGAGUUCUGGCCAAUUACCAAGGAGCACCCGAAUGGGACGAAAAGGAAGAGAAGAGACUCGUCCGGAAGAUCGACCGUCGUCUCCUUUCCAUCCUAUGUGUCACCUACGGAUUACAGUACUAUGACAAAGCUAUGUUGUCUCAGGCAGCAAUUUUUGGGCUCCGGACCGAUCUCAAACUCACGGUCGGUAUACGCUACUCGCUGGCUGCUGCUAUCUUCUAUCCUGGAUUCAUCGUUGGUGCCUAUCCAGCCAUCGUCCUGGCCCAGCGAUAUCCGAUUGAGCGAGUGAUAUUUGGGAUCGUGUUGCUAUGGGGUAUCUGUUUGAUGUGCACAGCUGCCGUGCAGGAUCAUCGGGGACUGUAUGCUCAGCGCUUCUUCCUGGGGGCGCUAGAGAGUGGUGUGAGUCCAGCUUGGAUGCUUGUGGUUGGCGGAUGGUACAAGAAGCAAGAACAAGCCCUCCGCAUGGGCGCCUGGUACUGCAUGACCGGCUAUGUCUCCAUCAUUUCUCCACUCAUCAACUACGGCCUUGGCCAUAUCACGGGAUCUCUGAGCCCAUGGAGGUAUAUGUACAUUGUCGCUGGAGCUGUCACGAUCAUAUGGGCUUUCGUGAUCCUGUUCCUCAUGCCACCGGAUCCCAUCAGGGCGAAGAGAUUCACAGAAAGGGAGAAGUAUAUCGCUGUCGCCCGGAUGCGGGUCAACAACUCUGGCGUCAGGAAUACGCACUUCAAAUUCGAGCAACUACGGGAACUGCUUACAGACCUGAGAUUCUGGUUGUGUUUCUUCAUUGCUCUCACCAUGCUUGUGGCAAACGGACCAGUGUCCUCCUUCCAACCAAUCAUAAUCAACGACCUGGGUUUCUCCGGCCUCAACUCCCUCCUCCUCGUCAUGCCCGCCGGUUUCGUCAUCGGCACCAUCGAGCUCUCCGUCCCGUAUCUUUGCUACCGGGUCAAGGGUCUCCGCGCUUAUAUGGUCGCUGCGACCGUCUGCCUCACUCUCCUCGCAUCUCUCCUGCUCUGGCAGCUUCCUCAAAGUGCUACGGGAGCGAAACUCUUUGCACUUUAUAUCCUUGCUGGAUAUGGGGGCGGAUAUGCAGUACUUAUGAGUUUGCAAAUCGCUAACACGGCCGGGUAUACCAAGAGAAGUGUUGGUAGUAGUGGCAUGUUCGUUGGCUACUGUUUAGGCAACUUCAUGGGUCCACUUGUGUUUAUUGAGAAGGAGAAGCCGUAUUAUACUACUGGCUGGAUCGUUACGGUUGCCACGUCUGCAAUGUGUAUUGUCCUAGCCAUUGCCUAUCGCCUCGCCUGCGUGAGGGAGAACAAGAAGAGGGAUCGAGACGGGGCUGAGGCGUUUGAACACGCAUACGAGGAUGAUUUGACGGAUGUGCUGAACAAGCAAUUUCGGUAUACACUGUGA